This is a messenger RNA of Cladophialophora immunda, 1284 nucleotides long. RefSeq lists its product as uncharacterized. The transcript has a single exon. NCBI's taxonomy places the organism in Eukaryota, Fungi, Ascomycota, Eurotiomycetes, Chaetothyriales, Herpotrichiellaceae. The record is from RefSeq and is a predicted model, not a curated record. Bases 204 to 1196 code for a protein of 330 amino acids.
CCACACCAACCAAACUCCCUUGUUGUGCCUCUCCCUUCUCAUUGACCGCAUAAGGCCUGCCGCUUGCCUAGCCCGAAGUUGUGACGUACUUCAUCGGCGGGCACUGAGCGACAAGAUGGCGAUGCUCCUUUUACAUCUUCUGAGAACCUGUCCUCCUUCGGAAUCAAGGUCCAAGACCAGCUCCAUCCCCAGCACGGCCCGCAAUGGCGACAGUUGAUUCAAGACCAGACACUAAACCUUCUCCUCCAGAUGUGCGUGCCAUUCAGGGCUCGAUACCGCAGUCCAUGCUGGGCUGGCUGCGCGAGACUCCAAGUGAGACCCCGAUCGAAGAGAUCCGCCGUCGCCUGUUUGAGGAUGAGUAUGUCUUCGUCAAGGGGCUCCUACCGCGAGACGAUGUAUUGAAGACGCGGGGACACUAUUUUUCCCAGUUCCAAUCCUUGGGCCUGCUGAAGCCAAAUACCGACCCAGUGGAUGGAAUCUACAAUUUGGCUGAGGAUAUCUCGUUGCACAAUGGAAUUGGCGGUGGAGGUCCAACAGGUAACGAAGAACUUGAGCAGCUGGUGAAAGCCCACGUGCAACGACCUUACCUCGACUUCGUGGCGCACCCCAAGCUGCGCGAAAUGGUCCGCCAUAUCAUGGGCUGGGAGGAAGAGGUCCUCGUCAAGAGAACCAUGCUUCGGCACAAUAUCCCCGGAGGUCAAAGCACUGGCGUUCAUUACGAUCAGCUCUUCCUCCGUGGAGGGCAUGCAUUCUUCUUGACGGCAUGGGUGCCCAUCGGGGACGUCACGGCCACAGGAGGAGGGCUUGUUUAUUUAGAAGACAGCACCGUCCUCGGCAAGGCCAUUGAGGAUGAUUUUGAGGUGCGCGCCAAAGACUUCACUCUCGAGGAGAAGGUAUCUGCCUUCAAUCGCAACAUGUCCGCCACAGGCGUUCUCUCGAUGGAUCCAGUGGUUUUCCAGCAAAACAAUGAGCACCUCGCCCAGAAGACGAAAUACCGUUGGCUUGUCGCGGAUUUCGAGGCUGGUGAUGUGGUUUUCCAUCUACCAUACACUAUUCACACCGCAGCUGCCAACGAUGAUCCUGAAGGCCGCAUCCGGCUGAGUACUGACCUCCGCUUCUAUGACAAGAAAGACGUUGAAGCAAACGCUACAGACGAACGUUGGAACAAAUAUUGGACACCAGAUGAUGGGCUUUAGGGAUCGUGAUGAUGGACGGCUCCAUAAUAGCAAUUGACAGAGUGCCAGCACGACGGCGACAGAAGCCUUAUUUCCCCCUGCUCCCCAU